Messenger RNA from Didymodactylos carnosus, 696 nucleotides. Lineage: Eukaryota; Metazoa; Rotifera; Eurotatoria; Philodinida; Philodinidae. The record is from the annotation of a GenBank genome assembly.
AUGCAAGGAUCAAAACUAAGCAUCUGCCGUAUUUUAGAAUUAGUUUUUCCAACUGAACCAUUUUUACCAAACCCAUCAAAAAACAUUGCAUCGAAAACUACCGCAAAAUCUGAUAAAUCUCCUCCAGUUAUUCAGUCUAAACAAAGUGCAGAUGAUACUGUAUCAAAGACAAUCAAUACAUCUUCGGAGAUACUAACGUCAUCCAAUUGUGCAGUACAAAAACCCUUGCUCAACGAGCAGAAACCAAACCCUACCGAGUAUUUUCAUGUCGAAAGGACUAAAACAAAAAAACCUAAUCAACUACAUUCUUUUGAAAAGCUGGUCCGUUUGUUUGGAGAUAGCUACACAUCGCAUAACACAAUUCUCCAGUAUAUCGAGAAAACAACUCUGAAUGUUCCACUCAUGCGCAUAAAAGUUAUUAUUUUGUCAUAUCUUGAUGCAUGGUAUUCAGCAGCGUCAACAACAACACAAACUUCCAUAGCUGAACAUCAAAUGCCAUUAUUGAGGAAAGUUUUAUCUGCCAAUAUUGAAAACGAAUUUCAAGCAUUGUAUGGAAUUCAGCUGUUUUGUACGACAUCAGUCAAGUUAACGGGUUCGAGAACAGCUUUUACUGGAUGUUUAGACAGGCUUAACACGGUUAAUUUACUGUUUCAAACAUUUUAUGAUUAUGGAUGUAUUAGACAAGAGAUGUAUUAG